Tribolium castaneum (red flour beetle) is the source of this 2338-nucleotide messenger RNA. RefSeq names its product SET and MYND domain-containing protein 4. The record is from RefSeq and is a predicted model, not a curated record. Lineage: Eukaryota; Metazoa; Arthropoda; Insecta; Coleoptera; Tenebrionidae. Gene Ontology annotation, molecular function: histone deacetylase binding. Gene Ontology annotation, cellular component: nucleus; cytoplasm. The transcript has 9 exons. The coding region runs from base 34 to 2322 and encodes 762 amino acids.
CAAUCACGAGUUUUGUCACCGGCGAAGUGAUGGAUGUCAUUAGUGACAUGUGUUAUUUAUUACGCAAAUAUUUCAAAAAGUUUCAGUUUUUGUGCUUUAGACUUCAACACAUUGUGUUCUAAUUUUUUUCAAUACGUACUAACCUUUUGUAGUUUUUUAAAAUUAUCUACAAAUCCAGAAAUGGAUUGUUUAGUGGCUUAUUACACCGAGAGGUUUAAAACAGUUGAUGGCAACGUGUUUGAAGAGUUUGCCAAGUUUUAUGAAUCUGAUUUGGCACGGGUUCAUUCAUGGUUAGAAAGUCAGUUUAAGAAAAAAACGGUGAAGAAUAAUGCUGUUUCGGCGUUACAUAGGCGAGAAGGGAAUAAUUUUUAUGCUGAGAAGAAUCUAAUUAAGAGUUUUGAUUGUUAUACAAAGAGUUUACGUUUUGCCAUACCAUACAGUAAAGAGUAUGGACUAGCUUUGGCCAAUAGAUCUGCCGUUUCAUUUGAAUUGAAAGAAUACCACAACUGUCUUAAAGAUAUUGAGUUGUGUUUCAAGAGUGAUUAUCCAACAGAUCUGAAACCAAAAGUUUACGUUAGGAAGACCGAAUGUUACUAUGAGCUGAAUCAAAAAGAGGCUUUGAAUCAGUGCAUUUCUGAGGUGCUGCAUUUUCUGGAGACUGAAAACGUUGUGGAAAAAGAUAAGUUUGUCACGAGGUUAAACCACAUUAAGAAAUUAAAAAAUGCAAAACCAAAAACUGACAGUGGUCAAGAGUGCCUUCACGAAAUCCCGGUAUUUCCCGAUGGAGAAAACAAAUGUUUGGCCUAUGCUUCCACUAAAGUAAAAAUGAGUUACAAUAAAGACAAAGGACGUCACAUUAUUGCUAGUACAAACAUCCAACGAGGCGACCUCCUCUUUAUAGAAAAAGCGUUUGUUUUCGCUCCAGUUUUCAAAGAAAACAAGGAAUUCUACUCGUUCAAGUGUUACAACUGUCUUAGCGAUAUUGUAAGCGGUGUGCCUUGCAACACAUGCACCGUUUGUGUUUACUGCGACGAAAAAUGUCGCGAUCAAAAUUGGACAAAGUGCCAUCGGUGGGAAUGCGAUGGAAUGCAAGCCAACAUUUGGUUUGAUUUAGGAAUCGCGCUUCCAGCGUUUAAAGUAGUGUUAGAAGGGGCUUUAUCAGGGUUUCAAACACUGGAAGGUGGCUUUGAAGACGAUGUGAAACAUUUCGGUGAUAAAGAAAACAACUAUCGGUACUUCAACCGCCUGCUUUCCAACAUCCACAAGAACAAAAACCUGGCCCCUUAUAUAAUUAUGGCCAGUGUUGUGACUACGUAUUUGCAAAAAUACACCGAUUUUUUCACCUGGUUUUUGACACAACCCAGCUGUCCAAAGGAGGGUUUAAAUGAGUUGGUGAAACUCGUCGGGGGUUUUAUUACAAAACACAUCGCUCAGCUUGCGUGCAAUUCGAGCACGAUCGAACAGUGGACGUGCUCUUCGUCGGAUUUGCUUUUCCCGGAUGUUCUCAUAACGAUAGCUUCUGGGAUUUUUCCGUCAGUUAGUAUAAUGAACCAUUCGUGUCGGCCAAAUGUUACGAAUUAUUUCAUGAGUGAUACUAUUGUUGUUAAAGCGCUCGAGGAUAUCGCUCAAAAUGAGGAAAUUUUCAAUUGUUACGGAAUCGAUUAUCGGGGGAUGGAGAGGGAGCAAAGACAGUACGCUUGCAAGGAGUUGUACCAUUUCGAAUGUAAAUGUGUCAUUUGCUCGGAUCCUGCACACGAACUGGACAUGCUGGACAGCUAUUUGUGCCCGAAAUGCAAAGGACUGGUCCCAGAAAUUAAGAACACAAUUUUGAGUUUUUGCGUUAACUGUGGCGAAAAAUACCAUUUGAAACCGUUUAGGAAAAUCAAUUAUGAGGCCCAAAAAUACAUGGAAAGCGAUUCUUCUAAUCAGUUAGAACUUUUAAUAAAGAGUUUAAAAAUCAGAGAAAAAAUUCUCUAUAAACAUCACAAAGAUUUCGAGGAAGUUUACUACCGAUUGUAUAGUUUUUACGUAAAGCUUGGAGACGCUGAAAAUAUGUUCAAAUAUUUCCACUUAUGGCUAGAGAAUGAGAAAGCGCGUCGGGGUUGCAACUCAAGGGUUGUAGGGACAAAGUUGUACGAAGCUGCGCUUGCAAUCCUUCAUUGUUUGAAGGGGGGACAGCAAAAAAAUUGCACAAAUCUCAAGGAUUUUCUACAAAACGUCGAAUAUAUGAUUAAAGAAGCCAAAGCCAUCCUGAAUUUAUAUUACCCAGCGUUCAUCACAAACAGGCUGAAUAAGAAAAUACAAUUUAUUUCGACGAAAUAAAAAAAAUGUGUUACUA